Messenger RNA from Haemonchus placei, 849 nucleotides. Lineage: Eukaryota; Metazoa; Nematoda; Chromadorea; Rhabditida; Trichostrongylidae. The record is from the annotation of a GenBank genome assembly.
UUGGUUAAGGUGUAUCGAAUCGUCGGUUACGCGGCCAUAGCCGUCUCAUGCGUUGCCGUUCUAUCCGUCUCAGCGACAUUACCGAUUCUCUACCUCUACGUGAACAAUGUCAAAACGACGAUGAAGCAGGAAAUGGCCGCAUGCCGUAUGACAGCCAAUACGGUCUAUGCCGAUGCGGCAGCAUUGCAUGCUAUUCCAGCCAAUCGAACAGCUCGUGAAGCGACCUACGAAACCACCGGAGGAUGCGGUGGUUGUUGCUUACCCGGAGCGCCUGGUAUGGAAGGUCGACCUGGACGGCCGGGUGCUCCAGGAAAUCCAGGGCUGCCUGGUAGACCAGGAACUCCAGGACGACCCCCACAAGCGCCAUGCGAACCAAUAACUCCUCCCCCAUGCCCACCAUGUCCUCCAGGUCUUCCAGGCCCACCCGGGCCACAAGGCAUACCGGGAAACCCAGGCCCUAUAGGAGAUCCAGGAACUCCUGGACCAGUUGGCGAAGCUGGGCCUCCAGGUGAUAAAGGUCCACCCGGACUGCCUGGACUGAUGGGAAGACCUGGAAGUAACGGGGAUCCCGGUGAAGAUGCUAUGAAUGGAACACCGAUUCCUGGGCCUCAGGGACCACCCGGCCCGCCCGGGCCACCAGGUUUCCAAGGUCCUCCAGGCAAAAACGGACAGGAUGGUGCGCCUGGACUUGAUGGAGUGAAAGGACCCCUUGGACCGCCAGGUGAACCGGGACCAGCUGGACAACCAGGAUUGCCGGGAAAGCCUGGUGCGCCUGGUAAGAAUGGCGAACCAGGCAUCUGCCCGAAGUACUGCUCGCUGGAUGGUGGUGUUUUCUUUGAAGAAUCAUGA